AUGGUAGCUGAAGAACAUGUAGCUCCAGCAAGACCAAAUCUCAUUUCUUCGUUUGAGGUUGUUGAUGAUUCUGAUGAUGAUGAUGCUAAUGAUGAUGAUGAUAUUUCUGAUGAUGAUAAUAAUGAUAGUGAUGAUGAAGGAAUGGAUUUUCGUAUGUAUGUACCACCGAAGGAGCCGAUCAGUAAGGAUGUGGAUACUCCAGCUAAGACGGCAGAGGAUGUUAAUAUUUUCAAGCAGUCAAACGAUCCCACACCCGAACAGAUGGAUUCUCUUAUUGCUCAACUACAGUCAACUGCAAGGAAGCCUUCCCAAACAGUUCCUUUUAUUUCUGAUUCUCCAUCUGAGAGUGAUAAAAUGGAUUCAAACGCCUCCUUAGCGCCAAGAAAGCAAAAACGUAAAGAUCCAAGGCCGGGAGUGCUUUAUGAUGAGCCAGUACAACAGCCCUCUCCAAUUACUGAGCCUACUCAAGUUGCUCAUGAUGCUCAAAGUCAAAUUGUUGAGCCCGUUCAAGUUAUUCAAUAUGUUCAAAGCCCAAUCAUUGAAACGGCCCCUGUCCAAGAAAAUGUUCAGAGUCAAAUGAUUAAUGAAGAAACAUUUCCUUCGGUAAGUUCUUCUGCUCCACCUCCUCCAGAGCACGAUGCUGCAUCUGUGAAGUUAUCCAAGUUACUUGCUUUUCAAUAUUCCUUCUCUCAGUCCAAAGGCAAAGGAAUUUCUAUUGGCUCCAAGCAAGGAGGUGAUGAAGACUCCCAUCCAACCGUCUCUGAGCUUAACCAAGAGAUUAUGCUUUUGAAGCAGGAGUCAAUUGAGAAGGAUCUUUUGAUUGGUAGUCUGGAUGUGAGAGUUUCUAGCCUUAAACAGGAGAACUCUGUCAAAGAUGCAAAGAUUUCUGAACUUCAAGCAAAUCUUUGGUGGUAUAACUGA
Molecule: messenger RNA, 921 nt
Organism: Lactuca virosa
Lineage: Eukaryota; Viridiplantae; Streptophyta; Magnoliopsida; Asterales; Asteraceae
Source: the annotation of a GenBank genome assembly